Asparagus officinalis (garden asparagus) is the source of this 2275-nucleotide messenger RNA. RefSeq names its product protein PTST, chloroplastic-like. The transcript has 13 exons. Bases 40 to 1464 code for a protein of 474 amino acids. Lineage: Eukaryota; Viridiplantae; Streptophyta; Magnoliopsida; Asparagales; Asparagaceae. The record is from RefSeq and is a predicted model, not a curated record.
UGCUCUAAAUCUAAUGAUCAAAACCUCCAGUUCUCACUCAUGGCUCUCUGCCAUUUUCCAUCCUUGUUCACUCGUCCCCACAAUUUCAACAACCCACAUCUCAAAUGGAGAACCCAUCAGUUCCCACUUCACCGAAAUCUCAUUUUCGCUUCCUCUGCUGAGAAAUCAAGCAGAAAGAAAGGGAAGGUUUCAAAGCCAAGCAAGAGCAAUGAGGAUCUUUGCACUGAGCUCCGAGAGUUUAUGUCAGUGGCGGGGUUUCCUGAGAAUCGCUUGCCCACGAUGAAGGAGCUUUCGGAAUGUGGAAGGAAAGACCUUGCUAAUAGUGUGAGGCGUAGAGGAUACAAGGUAGUCAGAGCACUCCUCAUAAAUUCAUUUAAAAAUUUGAGUGAUACAGAGAAAUCUUCAAUAGAAGAACCAAAUUUCAAAAAUGCUUGCAGUGAGGAGGCCUCAGAAGUAAAAGGGAGGGAUCUGGUAGAGUCUGCUGAAUAUUUCUCAUCAACAAGUGGCUCUUCUAUGAUGGAAACAUACAUGGUUAGGACAAAUGAUGCAGCAGCUUCUGACAUUUCUGUUCAAGUUUGCAGUUCUUCAGAAUCAUUUAUUGCAUGCUUGCAUUCGAGGGCUGCAAACUUUGUGGAGACUGGGAAGUUGGAUGUAUUUGAAGACAUAGUUCACUCUGUAGAAACUUCUGAGAUAGGAAGUGGGGAAAUUCCCACUGAUUCUGAAGCUGUCGAGAUGGGAAGUGGUGAGAUGCCCACUGCUUCUGAAGCUUUUGAGAUGAGAAGGGGGGAAACACACGCUGAUGCUGAGCAUAAAUCUGGCAGCGUAAGCUCCACCAGUACUGAUAAUAUUGCUUAUGUGGGUUCUCAGGAGGUUCCUUCCUUACCACAACAGAUUUAUAGGGAUCGGUUAAUAACCGAACAAGGAUUAGAAGGGGCAGGCAAUGCUGAAAAAUUUACUUCUGAGAUGGAUAGUGAAAGGAUCAACCGAGCUGAAAUCGACCAUUUAAAGGCCAUGCUGCGUCAAAAAGAGGUGGAGCUACUUGAGUUAAAACGACAUAUUGAAAUGGAGAAGCAAGCUUUGUACACUCUGCAAGAUAAGGCAAACAAAGGGAUAUUCAAUGCACACAGAAUGGCAACAGAAAAGGACAUGGAACUCCAUGUAGCAGAGGAAAGCCUUUCUGGACUUAAGGAGGUUCUGAUUGAAUACUGGGGAAAUGGUGAAAUUGUGGAAGUUGCUGGAAGUUUUAAUGGUUGGCAUAAUCGAAUAAAAAUGGACCUGCAUACAUUAUCUGAACAAUUAGAACCACUUUCAAGAGGCUUGAAACUUUGGUCAACAAUUUUAUGGCUCUAUCCUGGAAUUUAUGAGAUCAAGUUCAUUGUUGAUGGUACAUGGAAAGUUGAUCCAAAUCGGGAGAUGAGUACCAGUUGUAACAUAACGAAUAACAUUCUCAGGGUUGAUAGAUGAUAAAUCUUUCCAUUUUAGUAGCUGCAACCAAGGUAAUUCUACCUUUUCCCUGUUAUAAUAGCGUUCAUAAGUCAUAAUUAAAUCUAUUUCAUUUUAAAGGAAAAGGUAGUAAGAGAUCCUUGAAAGAGGUGAGGCACUCCUUUUUUGUCGAUCAAUAUUCUUCUUGUGUUUCUUCUUGGUUUCUGUUAUUUCAAUCUGCUUUCUGGGUCAUAUAAAUCUGAGCUUACGACAUUUGGGAAAGAUUUUUUUAAUAUAUUCAUUGCUGAAAAAUAACGGUUUACAAAAAUCCAUUUCUUUUUGGUAGCCAAAUUCCUUGUCUUGUUUCCAAAAGACUGAAAGAGCACCAGAACUCUUAUGAGAGAAUCGUGAAACUCUAAGGAAUAUAUAGGACAGUUUUGACUCAAAAUGUACCAGGAACUCAAGGGAAAUUAUUUGGGGUAUCUGCAAAAGGUUGUUGAAGUCUUGUGUAACACCACUGGAGAUUGUGGGAUACAUAAUCAAGUAUGUCCCUAUUCCUUUAUGUUCUCUUGUUGUUUAUUCUUAAAAUCUCUUUGAUGGUGUAUUGUUUCAAGAUGGUUUUCGUUGUGUGAAAGCUUGUGAAAAUUUAACUUUGCAUGCUCACACACAGUAUACUCAGACAUAGCAAGUUUGUUAUUUAACCCUAUUAAAGUUCAUAUCUUGCUAUGAAAUUGGAUAAUUUAUCCUGUUCUUAUGAUUUACAUGAUUUGGGAGUUUAUAAGCAUCAAUCAUGCAUUUCAAAUGUGUUUUUCACAUGCAUCAUGUGGUUGCAAAACAAACUGUUUUUGAGAAA